Molecule: messenger RNA, 1257 nt
Organism: Seriola aureovittata
Lineage: Eukaryota; Metazoa; Chordata; Actinopteri; Carangiformes; Carangidae
Product: olfactory receptor 2K2-like
Exons: 4
Coding region: 1-1116 (371 amino acids)
Biological process (GO): G protein-coupled receptor signaling pathway
Cellular component (GO): membrane
Molecular function (GO): G protein-coupled receptor activity; olfactory receptor activity
Source: RefSeq, a predicted model, not a curated record
AUGUCCCUCCACCUCCAGCCCCUGCACCAAGUUGGCACAUCUUGGACCAGACUGUCGGCCGAAGAAACAACCCCUAAUACGUCUCACAAGGAAUAUACUGAAAAGUUUAGGGGUUUGUCAUAUAUACCUGUCUUUUCCAGAACUGUACUGCUUUGGAUGGAGAACACAACAACGGUAACUCCUCUCAAACAGCCCAUUGUGUUUGAGCUGGAGGGCUUCCACGUUCCGCCAGGCUACAGCUCUUUCCUGUUCGUCCUGGCUCUGUUUAACUACAUGGUGGUGCUAAUGGGGAAUGGCGUGGUGGUGUGUGUCAUUAUCAUAGACAAGAACCUACACAGACCCAUGUUUGUGAUGAUUUGUCAUCUGGUAGUCUGUGAUCUGCUGGGGGCCACCGCGGUGCUGCCUCGCCUCAUGAUGCACUUUUUGACAGGGGAAAGGAGGAUCGCUCACAUCCCAGCCAUCGCCCAGGCCUUCUCUGUGCACACAUAUGGUGUCGCCACCCAGACUCUUCUGGGUGCGAUGGCCUAUGACAGGUAUAUCGCUGUGUGUGAACCGCUUAGGUAUCACGCUAUCAUGACAUCUGCUCGCCUGCACUCCUGCUGUGGGUUGGCCUGGUUUGUUGCUCUGCUGUGUAUUGCUGUGCUCUUCGCCUUCCACAUGAACACCCCACUGUGUGGCAAUAUCAUCAAACAUGUCUACUGCAGCAACCGGGCUAUCCUGAGACUGGCUUGCAGGUCCACACCCAUAAAUAACAUCUAUGGUCUGUCCAUGUCCUGGUCUGUGAGCACAGGGAUCUUCAUCAUCAUUGCCUUUUCCUACUUCAGAAUCCUGCAGGCUUCAGUAAAACGAAGCAAUGUUGACAGCGGCGUCCGCAGCAAAGCCUUUCAGACAUGUACAUCGCACCUUGUUGUGUAUGUGCUCUAUGAAAUAGCUUCAGUGAUCAUAAUUGUGAGUCAUAGGUUUGCCUCAGCUUCCCAAGACAUAAAGAAGUUCUUCAGUAUCCUGUUUAUCAUCAUUCCACCAGCCAUCAACCCCAUUAUCUACGGAUUGGUCAGUAAAGAGCUACGUUCAAGCAUCAUCAAGCAUUUUACCAAACAAGUCUUUCACAAAAAGUGAGAUGGUUUUAACGUCUUUCAAUCACUGUGUCUCUGAUCAUAACCUAAACUUUUCCUAAACAACUCUUCUUCAAAGAUUAUAUAUGUUUUAGUGCAUAACCACUGUCUAGUGGUCUGAGCUGCAUACCAUGUAAACACUACA